UCUCUCUCUCUCUCUCUCUCUCUCUCUCUCUCUCUCUCUCUCUAAAACAUCACAUCACACUGACAAUCAGACCUACAAGCACUACCAUUCACGCAACACCGCCACUAAUCCUGGGACAAAGAACGUAUCAUUCAUCUUCCAAUAGACAAAACAUAGACAGAGCAUUUGAUUUUCAACCCUCAGUCAAUCUGAAGAUUGAUCCCUGCUAUUUGCUCCAGGGUCUGUUUUGGGUUUCUCUUUUUCAUUUAUCUCUGUAGUUGUGGAAUUUCUACCUAGUCAAUUAGAAUUUUUUCAAGAAAGGGUUUUGCGUACAGGUUGGCAUGAAAAGUGAAGGACUACCAAGAGGAAUGAAGUCCACAUGUUGGUGCGUCGUUGUUCUCCUGUCACUCAUUUCUAUGGUUACAAGUGCCCAUUCAUCUGCUUCUGGAAGCUCAGACGUUCUGAAGUCAGAGAGCCCAAAGUCAAGAGCUAAGGACCUCUGGACAACAGACUCCAGCAAGGACUUAUCCAUCAGUCACCUGCUCUCCCAGACCUUUUAUGACAAGAACCUGUCUGGCCUGGAUCUGAACUAUGACAAGUUAGAACCGUACUCUAAACAGGAGCUAUGGGACUGGCUCCACAACACCUCUAGCCUCCAUGACCCUCGCUCCCGAUCCAAGAGGAGACCCAUCGUCAAGACGGGCAAGUUCAAGAAGAUGUUCGGCUGGGGCGACUUCCACUCCAACAUCAAGACAGUCAAGCUCAACCUGCUGAUCACCGGGAAGAUCGUAGACCACGGCAAUGGCACGUUCAGCGUCUACUUCCGCCAUAACGCCACGGGCCAGGGCAACGUGUCGGUGGGACUGGUGCCGCCCACCAAGGCCGUGGAGUUCCAGCUGCAGCAGUCGACGGUCCUCGAGCCCAAAGACACCAAGCUGUUCAACUGCAGGGUGGAGUAUGAGAAGGUGGAGAAGGGCACCAGGAAGUCGCUGUGUUCCCACGACCCCUCACAGAGCUGCCCUCAGGAGCAGACCCAGAGCCAUGUGUCCUGGCUGUGCUCCAAGCCCUUCAAAGUCAUCUGUAUCUACAUCUCCUUCUACAGCACCGACUACAAGCUGGUGCAGAAAGUGUGUCCGGAUUACAACUACCACAGCGAUACUCCCUACCUCCCCACCGGGUGAUUGGCUGAGCGGCUAUGGGAAAGGAACAGAGACAGACAGGGCAUUCGCUCCUGAGAGGUGUCAGUUGAUUUGAGCUAGGCUGGCACGGCCCUCAAAAGAACAGGGGGGAAUGCUGUACUGUCGAAACAGAACUGUUAAAAGGUAUUAUUAAAGCUAAUGUAUCUCUGCUGCUUGUGAGAUCGCUACACUGAGCAGACCUUCCCUAUGGCCAUUAUACAAGCAUUUAGGACGCAACAUUUCCUGGCUUGGCAUACUUUUUACUAAUGUAUUUUGACCCUCUAUAGUAGUUAUAACAAAGUACUCAGACGGAGCCCUCCCUGAAGAUUUGUCAUUAUGUACAUAAUAACAGAAAGCCCACUUGAUUCUAUUAGAAACUGUUUUCUUCUUCUAAUUGAACUCUGUGUGUUGAUGGAAUAUAAUUUUUCAUUUUCCAUCUCUCUCAUUGUCCAUUUCUGUUUGUCACUGGUGAUCACAAAACGGAAAUUAAAUAAGUAGAUGUCGACUUACUGUGAAGGAAAGUGUCAGAAUGCAUUAAGACUUGCCAUCUAUUUCAUUACAUGUUUGUAUCUGUAUGACAGCCAGAAAUACAGAUCCUUUCAAAAUGGUUUCUUUUUCAGUCUCAGUGAAUUAUUGAAACAUCAACAUGGGGAAAAUACACACUAAAUUGGAGGCAUCUAGGAUCUAGGCUACAUUUAAUAAGAGCAACUCAAAAAAAUAAAAAAUAUUCCUACAGAUAUACACUGAGUAUACCAAACAUUAGGAACACCUUCCUAACAUUGAGUUGCACACCCUUUUGUCCUCAGAACAGCCUCAAUUCAUCAAGGCAUGGAGUCUACAACGUGUCAACGCAUUCCAAAGGUAUGCUGGCCCAUGUUGACUCCAGUGCUUCCCACAGUUGUGUCAAGUUGGCUGGAUGUCCUUUGGGGGGUGGACC
Molecule: messenger RNA, 2094 nt
Organism: Coregonus clupeaformis (lake whitefish)
Lineage: Eukaryota; Metazoa; Chordata; Actinopteri; Salmoniformes; Salmonidae
Product: neurexophilin-1-like
Exons: 2
Coding region: 321-1160 (279 amino acids)
Molecular function (GO): signaling receptor binding
Source: RefSeq, a predicted model, not a curated record